Nothobranchius furzeri (turquoise killifish) is the source of this 2272-nucleotide messenger RNA. NCBI's taxonomy places the organism in Eukaryota, Metazoa, Chordata, Actinopteri, Cyprinodontiformes, Nothobranchiidae. The record is from RefSeq and is a predicted model, not a curated record.
CAUGAUCCUAUCGGAGCAUCCUGACGUCUUCUCCCGAAGCACAAAGUGAAAUCGCGCCUCCUCCUCCCAAGGACGAGCCUCCUGCAGGAUUACAACCGUCCUGUUCUGGAGAGCUGAGGGGUUUUCCCGCGGGAUGCAGAUCGCCUCCUCCUGCAUCAGCACCACUACCGGAGGUUCGUUGGGCCGAGCAGGACAGCCGGGAUUCAACCACCGAGCAGGCUGAGGAGGAGCUUCAUGUCGGACCAAAGAGCCUCGCCAGACACGGCACUGUCCCUCAGAGAACGGGCUGAAGAGACAACCCAGGCUCCACCUGAGGCUCUGAGGUUAGAAGAUCCCGUCUCCUAAAGGCUGAGGGAGCCAUGACAGGAGGCGGCAGGAGGAGGAGGCUGUGUCAGCAGGAGGAACCCGGACAAACAGGAUCAGAACUCCGAGUUUUCUACCCCGCCGUGGCCUCCUGAGCAGACAGCAGAGAUGAUUGUUGGUUCAUGAGCUGCUCCAAACCUUCUCAGCGUCCUGAUCGUCUCCACGUUUUCAACAGCAGCUACGAUUGUUCCAGACACCACAGACAGAGACACGGUCCAUCGGCUUUAAACUACCAACCGAUUCCAGACUGGAGAAACCAACCUGAGGGUACUCGUUCUGGAUGUUCGGACUAAUAUUGGACCAAGACUCCAUGAUGAACCACGUUCACACCAGUCUGGGCUCGGAUACCACAGAGAAGGCUCGGCUAGAGCUGAACGAAAACCCAGAUACUCUCCACCAGGACAUCCAGCAGGUGCGGGACAUGAUCGUGACCCGACCGGACAUCGGGUUUCUGAGGACAGACGACGAGUUCAUCCUUCGCUUCCUCAGAGCCAGGAAGUUUGACCAUGUGGAGACGUUCCGACUGCUGGCCCAGUACUUCCAGUUCCGACAGCAGAACCUCGACAUGUUCCAGAGCUUCAAGGUGGAUGACCUUGGCAUCAAGCGAGCGCUGAUGGACGGUUUUCCGGGCGUGUUGGACAUUCCAGACCAACAUGGGAGAAAGAUCCUCAUUCUGUUUGCCUCUAACUGGGACCAGAGCAGGAACUCCUUCGUAGACAUCCUCCGGGCCAUCCUGCUCUCGCUGGAGGUCCUGAUAGAAAAACCGGAGCUGCAGAUCAACGGCUUCACCCUCAUCAUCGACUGGAGCAACUUCUCCUUCAAACAGGCCUCCAAGCUGACGCCCAACAUCCUGAAACUGGCCAUCGAAGGUCUCCAGGACAGCUUCCCGGCCCGGUUCGGAGGGAUCCACUUUGUGAACCAGCCCUGGUACAUCCACGCCAUGUUCACCAUCAUCAAACCCUUCCUCAAAGACAAGACCAGGAAACGGAUCUUCCUCCAUGGUAACAACCUGAACUCACUCCAUCAGCUCAUCCAGCCCGAGUGUUUACCGUCGGAGUUUGGCGGAACGCUGCCUCCCUACGAUAUGGGAAUCUGGGCCCGGACGCUGCUGGGACCCGACUACACAGACGAGACGGAGUACACGCUGACGUACGACGCCCUCCAUGUUAGGGAGAGCUGUGGAGGAGGAGGAGACAAGGACAAGAUGAAGAGGUCUCAGUCGACGGUGGAAGCAGGAACCCUCCGACAGACGGGCAGAGAGACCAGCACGCCACUGCUGGCUCUGGACUGAAACACAGCUGUCCAGAUGUUCCCAACACCACAACGCUGUAGUGGGAGUUACCAUAAGAGCGCUCGCCUGAACACGGCGAACGCCAAAACCAAACGUUUCAUUUCCACCGUGAAACCUGGAGGUUUAACCGACCAUAACUAGUUUAACUAGUUCAGUAACAAUUGUUUUUGUAGAAUAUUGAUAAAAGAACAAACAGCUGACAAAUCCUGUAAACGUUCAGUUUUAUAUUUCAGCUGAGGAUGACCACAAACGUUUUUGUUAGUUCCGUUUUCAUUUUUCCAGCUCGCAAAAAUAAGUUUUAAACGGAAUCAAAAUGUCAAAAGUUUCAGAUCAAAAUUCAGAAACCAAGAAUGAUAAAUAUUGGUGUUUAGGUAUCAGAUGUUUGUUUAUGAGCAGCUCUGUCGCCCCAGUGGCCACAAAGGGAAUCGGCCCCUCCCCAGAUGAUUGUAUGUUGUUGUUUGUACGGUUCCACUGGUAAACGACACAGAAUAAACAAUGUUACACGACAGAUUAUAGAGCUAGAUAAUCCAGAGCAGCAGCAGGAAUCAUCAUCAGGGCUUCGAUCAGCUGUAACAAGUUUCCUUUAAUGAAUGUAAAAAAAUAAACAUUUACACCAAG